Molecule: messenger RNA, 1056 nt
Organism: Trichosporon asahii var. asahii CBS 2479
Lineage: Eukaryota; Fungi; Basidiomycota; Tremellomycetes; Trichosporonales; Trichosporonaceae
Product: aldose 1-epimerase
Exons: 1
Coding region: 1-1056 (351 amino acids)
Biological process (GO): glucose metabolic process; beta-D-galactose catabolic process via UDP-galactose, Leloir pathway
Molecular function (GO): carbohydrate binding; aldose 1-epimerase activity
Source: RefSeq, a predicted model, not a curated record
AUGACCAUCCCCAACACCGCCCCCAUCACCGACUGUAACGGCAACUCCAUCCCCCCCUCCGCAUGGAAGGAGUACCGCCUCUCCGCCCCCGGUAUCCGCGCCACCUUCAUUCCCUAUGGCGCUCGCCUGACGUCGCUGCAAGUCCCCGACCGUGCCGGCAAGUGGACAGAGGUGAAUGUGGGCUACGCCGACCCCUCGUCGUACAUCAAGGAGGCUGGGCCGAGCUACUUUGGCGCCGUGGUGGGCCGGGUCGCGAACCGAAUCCGCUCGGGCAAGUUUGAGCUGAACGGGAAGGAGUACGCGAUCACGCCGAACGAGAACGGGGGUUACAACACACUGCACGGGGGCAAGAUCGGAUACGACGCGCGCGAGUGGGAGGUCGCCCAGGCCUCCGAGAGCAGCGUCACGUUCACGCUGAGGGAUGAGGGAGGAGAGGCGUGGGACGGCUUCCCCGGCUGCGUGGACGUGGGCGCGGCGUACGAGCUCAGCGACGGCGAGCUCAGGGCCACCCUCCGCGCCGUGCCCCGCGACGGUGCGACGCCCAUCCUCCUCACGACGCACGGGUACUACAACCUCGCUGGCGAGGGGAGCAUCAUGGGCGACGAGCUGCAGCUCCCCCGCGCAUCCCGCUUCGUGCGGGGCGACAAGCACCUCGUGCCCACUGGCGAACUGCCCCCGACUGCCGGACACGCGCUGGAUUUUACGGCCCCCAAGCCGAUCGGAGAGGGCAGGGCGAAGGAGUGCGGCGCAGGCAACGAGGGGAUCGACAACUGUUUCGUCUUCUCGGAGGUUUCCCCCGAGCCCCAGCUCAUCUGGCACUCGAAGACUAGUGGCAUCCGCCUCCAGCUCUGCACGGAUCAGGACGCAGUGCAGAUGUACGCGUGCGCUGCCAAGGGGGACACGGUGCUCGGUGAGCGCGGGGCGGAGUGUCUCGCUGUCGAGCCGCAGGGCGUUAUCGACUCUGUGAACCAUCCCGAGUGGGGCUUCAAGGUCGUUUAUGAGAAGGGAGAGGAGUACGUUAACACCACUACGUGGAAGUUUGACGUUGUAGAGUAA